Messenger RNA from Adelges cooleyi (spruce gall adelgid), 3077 nucleotides. RefSeq names its product venom protease-like. Gene Ontology annotation, molecular function: serine-type endopeptidase activity. The coding region runs from base 1271 to 2872 and encodes 533 amino acids. The record is from RefSeq and is a predicted model, not a curated record. Gene Ontology annotation, biological process: proteolysis. The transcript has 7 exons. NCBI's taxonomy places the organism in Eukaryota, Metazoa, Arthropoda, Insecta, Hemiptera, Adelgidae.
UUUAAAGUAUUUUAACAGAUAAAGAACCUAUGACAACUUAUUCAAAUUAUUUUUCAUGAGAUAAAUUGCCUUAAUUAUAAAAUAUGGCUCGACUGAGAUUAGUUUAACAAUUUAUAUCACAACCGCCAGCCCAACUAUUAUCUACCUAUUGUUAAAUAUCGAAUUAAAUUAAGUUUAUAUUUCAUUUCUAAAUUCUAUUUAUUCCCAGUUUGACAGUAAUCAAAAUUUCAAACUUUCUACAAAUAAACAAGUUUGACAAUAGUGAUAUUGUUAAGGGGAGUAUAAAUUUGUGUAAACACUCUUCAAAGAAAACCUAAUAGUUUUGUGUUCAGUGUGAAUAUGAAUUUAAAAAACUGAUGGAAUGCCAAAGAUUUAAAGAAUAUUAAUUAUAACAAUUUUAAAUAUUAGACACAUUUUUUUUUCAACUGGCAUUAUGGCAAACACAUUUCAAUUGUUUUGUAACAAGUAUUAAUAUACUGCACAUAUUAUAUCUACAUUACAAAUGUAUAGCUUAAAUUUUUUUAUAUAAGUUUAAAAAUAAAUAUUGUAAAUAUGUGAACGUAAAAAAAAAAUACUUUGAAGUUGACAUUACAAUUAUUAAUUUAUUUAGUAUUAUACUAAAUAAAAAAAUAUUAGAUAUUGUUAUUCUCAAUAAAACUCUAUAAAACAUGAUCUAAAAUCAAUUGUUGGCGAAUUAUAGUACUUUAUAGUGUUUGUACUGCGACCGUAGAUCGCUGAGACUAGAUCGUAAGCCAUUUAGUUAAAACAAAAAAACAUUAUCAUAAUGGAUAUGCCCGUAAGACUCCUACACUUAAAGUUAUAAAUCAAAGUCUUAGCACUCUUGAUCGUCGUUACUAAGCUAACGAUUUUUUCUUAAAACGUUAAAAAAAAUGGAUGAAAUAGUAUUUUAGUUUAUGACAAGGAUCCUGCGAUUUUCUUAUUAUAUUAUUUGUGCUGUAGGUAUAUUAUACUGCACAAUGAAAACGAUAUGUUUAUGUUUAACUAAAUAAUAUCUGUAACGUUUUUCUCCCCGCCAUUAUUAACGUGAUAUUUAUAUUAUAUGUAUUCAAUGCGACGUCAUAAAGUGAAUGAGAAAUUCGCAAUGACCAUGAAAAUGUUCUCUACAUCAGUUGCCAUACGCUGUUAUAGACACUUAUCGUGUAAGAUACAACAAAAAGGAAAAUCCUCACCUACAAGUGUAUUACCCACUGAUCACUGUACACAAUUAACUACGACCGGUAUUCCGUGCAAAUCAUAAAUAGCCGGCUGGAUGUAUUUCAUCAGUUUAAAUAUGGUGAAAAGUUUGUGUUUCGUGUGUUUAACAUUAAUCAUGAUUAGUGCAGUGUCGAAUCAGACUGUCAACAACUGCCGUUUGAACACUGGAAAAACUGGGGAAUGCAAAAACAUAAAAAACUGUCCUUCGUUACGAACCGUUUUAGUUAAUGAAAGGUAUAGACCGUCGGUGAUUGCUUAUCUUCAAAGUUCUAUUUGUGGUUAUGACGGCAUCGAUCCAAAAGUGUGUUGUCCGAUAGUUUCUGAUAUUUAUACUUACAAGAAAAAUUAUAUCGGUCUUAGAAAUAUCGACAUCCAAAAUGUUUCAGUUGUAACGUCAACGCUUAAGGAGCCACCAUUUUUAUGGAGUUCUGCAACAGUUACUUCCCCUUUGUCAACGACACCGACAUUUUGCAGUUGCGUUUUAAUUCAGUUAUGUCCGGCCAUUCGAGGACUACUGAAAAAAUACAGAGGCAGCACUUCGGUUAAAUCUUACAUAGAAAACUUGAUAUGCGGAUACGAAGGUAGAUACGCAAAAGUUUACUGUCCCCAAUACACCAACGAAGGAAACUUGUUGGAAAAUUCCGACCCCGACCAUAUUAUCACUUACAGACUGAGUAAUUGUAAUGCCAGAAACAAAAACGGCAUCAACAAUAACAUUGGAUACACCUCGGCUUCAAAAAAUAUAAUCACAUCCACAAAGCCUAGUGUAACGGUCACGCUAAACGACGGAAUCGAGCAGAAUAAAAUCAAUAAACCCAGUGUCCUAUCAUUGGCAGCAUCUAAUGAAGUACCUCUAGCCAACGUCUGCGGCCAGACCACAAUUAUCCGAGAUCGACUUGUCGGAGGAGAGAGACCCAGUCUAGACGAUUGGCCGUGGAUAGUCGCCUUGGGAUACAAAACUAAUUCUAAGCCAAACAAUCCACUUCGUUGGUCAUGCACUGGUGCAUUGAUAACUGAAAGCUAUGUGAUAACAACUGCACAUUGUACUACAGCGUCUGCACUCGGCACACAAGAAUUGUCGGCGGUGCGUUUGGGUGAUCUGAAUUUAAAUCCCAUCGUAAACGAUGGCGCUUUGUCACAAGACGCUCUGAUUGAGAAGAUAAUUGUCCACGAAUCGUACAACGUAGAUAAGUAUUCCAAUGACAUAGCGUUGUUGAAAUUAAAAACUCCUGUCAAAUUUAACCAACACAUAAAACCCAUUUGUUUACCCGUUUCGUCUAAUAUGAGAUCUAAAACAUAUGUGAAGUAUUCGCCUACUGUUGCUGGCUGGGACUCAACGCCUUCGCGUCAGAUCAGGAAUACAGCUAUGUCAGAAGUGUACACUCCAAUUAUAGAUUUAACGGUUUGUAAAAGUAUAUUUGCAAACGAGUCAGUUGUGAUUGAUAACAGUGUAUUUUGUGCCGGAUAUUUGAUUGGAGGAAAUAAUUCAUGCCUGAACGGAUCUGGAAAUCCUAUGAUGUUGCUGAAAAAUAAACAAUGGUAUGUACUUGGAAUUACGUCUUAUGAUUUGAAAUGUGCUGAACGUGGAUUUCCUACCGUUUUCACGAGAGUAUCGCAUUUCGUGAAUUGGAUUAAUAACAAAAUUAAAAACGAAUGAACAAAACAAGAAUAUCACUUUUUCGUAGUUAUAAAGAAACAAUAACUACAUUAAAGCAACAUUCAUAGUUUUAUUAUUUCAUAUGUAUAAUAAAAGUUUUAUUCACUCGAUUUCUUAUACUCAUCAUUUAAUAAUAAGUACCUCUUAAGUGUUAUUGUAUCCUUAGUAGAUUUAAGUAACGGACAAUAAAACGUUAUUAUUAGUA